AUUAAAAUUACAGACUGCUGAUUAACCAGUUGGCAUCGUGUGUUUAUAGAAAUCCUUAAAAAUAUUUAUCGAUCAAAUGUUAUGUGAACUUAUGAGAAAAUAUCUCAUGCUAUUAAAAAACAUAACCUACUUUCAUGUAAAUAUUGGUACAAUAUCGAAUUUCACCAUAAGCUAGUUGCAAACUAAUGAGUUUCCUAAAUCAAACAUGAUGAAUUUUUCAAGAUCGUUGUACAAAUGUUUAACUCAAAAACUUACACAGCAAAGGCAAAUAAAAUUUCUCAUUAAUCGUAGAUAUUAUUCUGGAAGUGCUAUUCUUGGAAUCGAGACAUCUUGCGACGAUACGGGUUGCGCCAUCAUAAGCCACGAUGGAAAUAUAUUAUCAGACAGUUUGCACUCACAGAAUCUUAUGCAUCUACGGAAUGGAGGAAUUAUACCUGAUGUAGCCCAAGACUUGCAUAAAAAGUAUAUUGAACCUACUGUGAAUGAAACUUUACAGAAAGCGAAAUUAUCAAUGGAAGAUGUAUCUGCCAUAGCAGUCACUUUAAGACCUGGCUUAGCUCUAAGCCUAGUUGUUGGUAUGAAAUAUGCAAAAUAUUUAGCCAGACUUCAUCGGAAACCUAUAAUUCCUAUACAUCAUAUGGAAGCUCAUGCUCUAGCAGCAAGAAUGCAUCACAACAUAUCUUUCCCAUUCCUAGUCUUGUUAAUAUCAGGGGGACACUGUUUGCUGGCCGUUGCUCAAGACAUAAAUCAUUUUCAGUUACUCGGACAAAGUAUGGAUAUAGCACCUGGUGAAGUGUUUGACAAAGUUGCCAGGAGAAUGAAGUUAAGAAAUGUAGCAGAAUAUUCAAAAAUAUGUGGAGGCCAAGCUAUAGAAUUAGCAGCAUCAAAAGCUACUAAUCCUCAUGUGUUUAAACUCCCACUUUCCCUAGCCGAGUACAGGGAUUGUAAUUUUAGUUUCAACGGUUUGAAGACCUCUGUCAUCUCGCAGCUAUACAAGAAAGAAAAAGAACAUAACAUUGUAGCUGACAAAUUGAUUCCGGAAGUGAAUGACUUAUGUGCUGCGCUUUUGAUGGCCGUCUCAAGACACUUGAUUCAUAGAACCCAGAGAGCUAUGGAAUUUUGUGAACAAAAUAACCUGAUACCAAAAGAUAAUAAACAGCUAGUUGUGUCUGGUGGAGUUGCAUGUAAUAACUAUAUAUUCAAUGCAUUAACUUAUUUAUGUGGUGAAUCGGAUUACAAGAUUUAUAGACCCUUACCAAAACUGUGUACAGAUAAUGGUGUUAUGAUCGCAUGGAAUGGCUUAGAAAAGUGGAGGAGAGGUAUAGAUAUAAUUACAGAUAUAAGUAAAUUAGAUAUUCAAGCUGCUAGUCCUUUAGGAGAAAGUUUAAUAGAUGAAGUUGUUAAUGCCAAAAUACCUACAAAACUAAUGAAAAUAAAAAUUUGAAUAUAA
Molecule: messenger RNA, 1450 nt
Organism: Cydia splendana
Lineage: Eukaryota; Metazoa; Arthropoda; Insecta; Lepidoptera; Tortricidae
Product: tRNA N6-adenosine threonylcarbamoyltransferase, mitochondrial-like
Exons: 1
Coding region: 206-1444 (412 amino acids)
Biological process (GO): tRNA threonylcarbamoyladenosine modification
Cellular component (GO): mitochondrion
Source: RefSeq, a predicted model, not a curated record